GCGCCGCCGCCGCCGCCCGCGGGGCCGGGACCCGAUGCGGCGGGAGCCGCGCAGCCUAGAGAAGCCGAAGCGGCACUGCUUGGGGACAGCCAUAUUUCUGACUCCAUAAAGUGGCUUUCUAUGUAAACUUUGUAGAGGGUCAGAACAAUGCCUCCACGACCAUCUUCGGGCGAACUGUGGGGCAUCCACUUGAUGCCCCCACGAAUCCUCGUGGAAUGUUUACUCCCAAAUGGAAUGAUAGUGACUUUAGAGUGCCUCCGUGAGGCCACGCUGGUCACCAUCAAACAUGAACUGUUCAAAGAGGCCAGGAAAUACCCUCUCCAUCAGCUUUUGCAAGAUGAAUCUUCUUACAUUUUUGUAAGCGUUACCCAAGAAGCAGAAAGGGAAGAAUUUUUUGAUGAAACAAGACGGCUUUGUGACCUUCGGCUUUUUCAACCCUUUUUAAAAGUAAUUGAACCAGUAGGCAACCGUGAAGAGAAGAUCCUCAAUCGAGAAAUUGGUUUCGUUAUUGGCAUGCCAGUGUGUGAAUUUGAUUUGGUUAAAGAUCCAGAAGUCCAAGACUUCCGAAGGAACAUUCUGAAUGUUUGCAAAGAAGCCGUGGACCUGCGGGAUCUCAACUCGCCUCACAGCAGAGCAAUGUAUGUCUACCCUCCAAAUGUCGAGUCUUCCCCAGAACUGCCAAAGCACAUCUACAACAAGUUAGAUAAAGGACAAAUCAUAGUGGUGAUUUGGGUAAUAGUCUCUCCAAACAAUGACAAGCAGAAGUACACUCUGAAGAUCAACCAUGACUGUGUGCCAGAGCAAGUCAUUGCUGAAGCCAUCAGGAAGAAGACCCGGAGCAUGUUGUUGUCCUCUGAGCAGCUGAAGCUCUGUGUCUUAGAAUAUCAGGGCAAGUACAUUCUGAAAGUGUGUGGCUGUGAUGAGUACUUCCUAGAAAAGUACCCUCUCAGUCAGUACAAGUACAUAAGAAGCUGUAUAAUGCUGGGAAGGAUGCCCAACUUGAUGUUGAUGGCCAAGGAAAGCCUGUACUCUCAGCUGCCGAUUGAUAGCUUCACCAUGCCAUCAUAUUCCAGGCGCAUCUCCACAGCUACCCCCUACAUGAAUGGAGAGACAUCUACGAAAUCCCUCUGGGUUAUAAAUAGCGCGCUCAGAAUAAAAAUUCUUUGUGCAACCUAUGUAAAUGUAAAUAUUCGAGACAUUGAUAAGAUCUAUGUUCGAACAGGUAUCUUCCAUGGAGGAGAACCCUUAUGUGACAAUGUGAACACUCAAAGAGUACCUUGUUCCAAUCCUAGGUGGAAUGAAUGGCUGAAUUAUGAUAUAUACAUUCCUGAUCUUCCUCGUGCUGCGCGCCUUUGCCUUUCAAUCUGCUCUGUUAAAGGCCGAAAGGGUGCUAAGGAGGAGCACUGUCCGUUGGCCUGGGGAAACAUAAACUUGUUUGAUUAUACAGACACGCUAGUGUCAGGAAAAAUGGCUUUGAAUCUCUGGCCUGUACCACAUGGGUUAGAAGAUCUGCUGAAUCCUAUUGGUGUUACUGGGUCAAAUCCAAAUAAAGAAACUCCAUGCUUAGAAUUGGAGUUUGACUGGUUCAGCAGUGUGGUGAAGUUUCCAGACAUGUCUGUGAUCGAAGAGCAUGCCAAUUGGUCUGUGUCCCGAGAAGCUGGCUUCAGUUACUCUCAUACAGGACUGAGUAACAGAUUAGCCAGAGACAAUGAGUUAAGAGAAAAUGACAAGGAACAGCUCCGAGCACUUUGCACCCGGGACCCACUGUCUGAAAUCACUGAACAAGAGAAAGACUUCCUAUGGAGCCACAGACACUACUGUGUAACUAUUCCUGAAAUCCUCCCCAAAUUGCUUCUGUCUGUCAAGUGGAAUUCCAGAGAUGAAGUGGCCCAGAUGUACUGCUUAGUAAAAGAUUGGCCUCCAAUCAAACCAGAGCAAGCCAUGGAACUCCUAGACUGUAACUAUCCAGAUCCCAUGGUUCGAAGUUUUGCCGUUCGGUGCUUGGAAAAAUACUUAACAGAUGACAAACUCUCUCAGUACCUCAUUCAGCUUGUACAGGUCUUAAAAUAUGAACAGUAUUUGGAUAACCUGCUUGUGAGAUUUUUACUCAAGAAAGCAUUGACAAAUCAAAGGAUUGGCCAUUUUUUCUUUUGGCAUUUAAAAUCUGAGAUGCACAAUAAGACUGUCAGUCAGAGGUUUGGCCUGCUGUUAGAGUCCUACUGCCGUGCCUGUGGGAUGUAUCUGAAGCACCUGAACAGACAAGUAGAGGCCAUGGAGAAGCUCAUCAACCUCACUGACAUUCUCAAGCAGGAGAAGAAGGAUGAGACACAGAAGGUACAGAUGAAGUUUUUGGUUGAACAGAUGAGACAGCCAGAUUUCAUGGAUGCUUUGCAGGGUUUUCUGUCCCCUCUAAAUCCUGCUCAUCAACUAGGAAACCUCAGGCUUGAAGAGUGUCGAAUUAUGUCUUCUGCAAAAAGGCCACUGUGGUUGAAUUGGGAGAACCCAGACAUCAUGUCAGAGCUACUGUUUCAGAACAAUGAGAUCAUCUUUAAAAAUGGCGACGACUUACGGCAAGAUAUGUUAACCCUUCAGAUCAUCCGAAUCAUGGAGAACAUCUGGCAAAACCAAGGCCUUGACCUUCGCAUGCUGCCUUAUGGCUGUCUGUCCAUUGGGGACUGUGUGGGUCUCAUCGAGGUGGUCAGAAACUCUCACACCAUCAUGCAGAUCCAGUGCAAAGGAGGCCUGAAGGGGGCACUGCAGUUCAAUAGCCACACACUGCAUCAGUGGCUCAAGGACAAGAACAAGGGCGAGAUAUAUGAUGCAGCUAUUGACCUGUUCACUCGGUCCUGUGCUGGUUACUGCGUGGCAACCUUUAUCUUGGGAAUUGGAGACCGGCACAACAGCAACAUCAUGGUGAAAGAUGACGGACAGCUGUUCCAUAUAGAUUUUGGGCACUUUUUGGAUCACAAGAAGAAAAAAUUUGGCUAUAAACGGGAACGUGUGCCAUUUGUUUUGACGCAGGAUUUCUUAAUCGUGAUUAGUAAAGGUGCACAAGAGUACACGAAGACCAGAGAGUUUGAGAGGUUUCAGGAGAUGUGUUACAAGGCUUACCUAGCAAUUCGGCAGCAUGCUAAUCUCUUCAUCAACCUUUUUUCCAUGAUGCUUGGCUCUGGAAUGCCAGAACUGCAGUCUUUUGAUGACAUUGCGUAUAUUCGAAAGACUCUAGCCUUAGACAAAACUGAGCAAGAGGCUUUGGAAUAUUUCACAAAGCAAAUGAAUGAUGCACAUCAUGGUGGCUGGACGACAAAAAUGGAUUGGAUCUUCCACACCAUCAAGCAGCAUGCAUUGAACUGAGACGGGAGCUGGGGACUGCAAGCUGGCUCCUGGCUUCUCUACUGCAUGGCAGUGAGUGGCAGCAGGCAGACCGUGGCAUGGGAUGACACAGUCAGGAACAACAUUAGGACUUGAGCAAGAACAUUAAACAACGUGCUCUAUAAUUGAAACUGUACACGCAAACAGGGUUGGAUAGCACUAAACUAGUUCAUUUCAAAAUUGAGCUUUAGAAUAAUGAGCAAUUUCAUGUUAUGCCUUAAGUCCAAAAAAGGUAAACUUUGAAGAUUGUUUGUAUCUUUUUUUAAAAAAACAAAACAAAACAAAAAUCCCCAAAAUACAUACAAAUGAUGGAGACAAAAAGAGAAUGCUGUUGUUUGUCUGCCAGUGUUCUAAGAUGUGGACACACCCAGGCUGUGACUGCUAUAGGUCUGAGUAAGCUAAAGCUUAUAUUAAGUUACAUGAAAUUGGAGAAGAAGGAAAUUUCUGAUUUUCCCAUUGCUGUUCAGACUUAAUGAUUUGAAGUGGGUAUUUUGACUCCCUGCUUAAUGAGGAACAACACUUGGUGAAGGGACUUGCUUUUUGCUUUGAACAAACAACCCUUCGAUGGACUUGGGGUCUCACCUGCAGUUUUGAAAGCAGUCACAAAUGAUACCUGCAGACAGCUGCAUUUUUGUUGGGUUUUGUUUUUUGUUGUUUUUUUCUCUGAACAGUAUUUACAAGGAUCUGACUUAUUUCCUAGGGAAAUUCUGGGCUCGCAUCAAGUGCAGCAGUAACCACAGAGGAGAGGCGGCAGGGCGCUCCUGCCUGACGUGUACAGUAUUCACUUUAAGCUGAUUGUUUUCCUUUUGCAAUUGAACUGAAUACUUUUUUUUCAUGCAUGUUUUCCAGAAAAUAGAAGUGAGUAUUAAUGUUAUUAAAAAGAUUAUUUUUUUUUAUUAAAGGCUAUUUAUAUUAUAGAAACUAUCAUUAAUAUAUAUUCUUUAUUUACAUAAUCUGUCCCAUAGUCAUGCAUUGUUUUGCACCCCAAAUUUUUUAUCGUUGGUAACAGCAUGGUUAGCUUUUCUCUUGGUCUGUAGAUGAGGCUCAGGCACUAUUCCAUUUAUCCAAAUACCCUGUAUGACUCCUAAGGAACAGGUUGAGCUGCACACGCUUUCCUUCUGCUGCUGUCCGUUGUUUACACGAUGCUUUCAUCGUGCAUCCAUCUUUAGUUGAGACGGCACAAUCAUAUGAACCAGUUACUAAAGUGAAUACAAAGUAGACUAUCAUCCUGACUCUUAAUCCCUCUACAGAGGUCUAGUCAUGAAUGACUUUUUACAUUAUGAGAGACUGGAAACCAUGAAUUUUUUUUACCUUUGUAAACUAUGUAUCCAUAUUUCAAUGAUAAAAGUAGGACAUUAACCCAUUUUACUAUCAUGUCCCAUUUCCAAGUGGUGAGGUCUCACUCCAACUUCAUUAAAUCCCAUUGAGGCACAGAGUGCGUUAUGAGCAUUCUGAAAAGCAUCCAUCCAAGACGUAGGGCUAAUGUUAGUGGUCACUCUAGAUUUCUACUCAGUGUCUGAAUGAUUCAUGUCCUAGAAAAUAGCUUUAGCAGAUAUUCAGAUGCCACACCAAAAAGAAGAAAAAAAGAAAAAAAAGAAUAAAUAAAAAGAAAAAAAAAAGAAAAAAAUGUGCAAUAAUUUACUGACAGUUCCUAGCUUAGGCGUUACCGGGAGCAUCUUUAUGGAGAGCGCGCGCUGUACACUCUAGAAGCAGAAUCCCUUUAAUAAAACGCUCACCUUGAGGUCAGACACCUAUAUAGAAGUUUCGAAUAGUGAGCAGGGGACUCUAAUAAAAAUACUCUUAAUAUCUGCCUAUUUUUAGAACCCUUAAAGGGCAUAAUUAUUGAAGAUUUAGGUACUUCAUUAAAGCAUGUAUAUAUUAUUGCCAACAAGAAAAAUAAAUCUGAAGAUUAGGGAACUUAGUUCUGUAAGCUGUCUUGGAAUAGUUAAGCAGAAUUUAAGCUCUGUUUUAUGCAGAAAACCAGAUAGAUUCUUUUGCAGAUAUAGAAAACUUCCUAACUUAUUUAAACUUGGCAUUUAACACCUUGUGUUACUUAGACAUGCAGUUGCUAGGUACUAACACCCAUUCUUCUCUAUAUCAGGGAUUAUUACAGUCAAACUCAGUGACAUGGUACAAAUCUACAAGUUUGAUGGUGGAAACUGAAGAAUUACAGAGAAUUGUGUUUUCCUGAGUGCCAAAAAAAAAAAAAAAAAAAAAAAAAAAAGCCUCGAGCCUCCUUGCACAAAAUUGAUAGGGGUGUGUGUGUGUGUGUGUGUGUGUGUGUGUGUGUGUGUGUGUGUUUAACAUUAGUUCAUUAGUUGCCGCAGUAUCGCCUCCCAGGGUCUCUGCACAGUUAAAACACAGCCACGUAGCUUAUUUUGUCAUUUACAACCACGUUGAUUUUAUUUGAAAGAAAGUCUAUAUUCUAUAAAGGGUAUAAGUAAAGAAAAGAGAACUGGUUGUAUUCAAAAAAGGCAAAAGCCAAAGUUGAAUUGCAGCUGGGAUGAUCAAUAUCUGUUUCUAGAGAGCAAUAAUGUGCCACUCACUCCCAGGUGCUUCACUACCAGAAAGUCCUGCAGACCCGGUCACCUUUGUAGAUGACGGUCUUGUCCUUGAAUAUUGUGUAAAUGACUUGGGCUCCAUAAUUUCACUAAGUCACUUGAGGAUGUUUAUCAGUAAUUACUUCUGGAAGGAAAGAAAGCAAAUCUAAAGAAAGAAACUAAAUACACUAUAGCAAGAAGUAACUCUUAAAUCAUGCUUUCACUUUUUACCAUAUUCUCAGCUACACAGAAAACUUUAGUUUGAAGGUUUUAGACUGCUGUUAAUUUGAAAUCUGUUGUUCUUACUGUGGAGUUUGUUCGUUUGUUUGCUUUCUGUUUGUUUUUAAAGAUGUUUCUAAUUAGAUUUUUUUUUUUUAAAAAGAAGAAUGGAAUCUGGUUGCUAUUUUAAGGUAGAACCUGAGACUUUUUAUGGUUCUUCAUGUCCUCUGUAAAACUUGGUGUCAAGACUCAUCAACUUUAAGGCUGUCCCUUCUGUUCUGCUUUAUAUUACUGCCCAUCAGGAAAUGGGAACCUGGUGAAUAUAUAAUGAAUUGUAAAAUAUUUUAAAUGUGUAACUUUUUCAACUGUGAAACUGACUUGGUUUUUUUGAUGAAAACAGCUGCUCAUAAAGUAUUUUGUGUAAAGUGUA
Molecule: messenger RNA, 6561 nt
Organism: Arvicanthis niloticus (Nile rat)
Lineage: Eukaryota; Metazoa; Chordata; Mammalia; Rodentia; Muridae
Gene: Pik3ca
Product: phosphatidylinositol-4,5-bisphosphate 3-kinase catalytic subunit alpha
Biological process (GO): phosphatidylinositol 3-kinase/protein kinase B signal transduction; phosphatidylinositol-3-phosphate biosynthetic process; cell migration
Cellular component (GO): phosphatidylinositol 3-kinase complex, class IB; phosphatidylinositol 3-kinase complex, class IA; plasma membrane
Molecular function (GO): 1-phosphatidylinositol-3-kinase activity; 1-phosphatidylinositol-4-phosphate 3-kinase activity
Source: RefSeq, a predicted model, not a curated record